AUGUCAUCUCAAAAGCCUUCGCAUGUCCUUGUCACCGGCUCAACUGGCUUCAUUGGCGCCCAUGUCGUUGACAACCUCCUGGCGCGUGGCUUCUCAGUCCGUGGCGCCACGCGGUCGGCCAAGAAGGGGGAGCAGAUGAAGGCAGCGCGUCCGCAGUACACAUCAAAGUUGGAUUUUGUCAUUGUGGAAGACUUCACGAACAUUGGUGUGUUCGAUGCCGCGAUGGAAGGCAUUGAUGCUGUCAUUCAUGUCGCAAGUCCAUUCUUCUAUGACACCACCAACAACGAGCAAGAACUGAUUCUCCCUGCUAUCAACGGCGUCAAGUCAAUUCUGUCUGCCUCAGCCAAGCCAGGGAGUAAAGUCCGACGUAUCGUGUUGACAUCAUCCUUCGCCUCGGUCCUUGAUAUCGACAGAAAUCCUCCUCCUGGCUUCACGUAUACAGCUGCUCACUGGAACCCUCUCACAUACGAAACGGCAAUUGACCCCAAAUCCACAUCCGUGGUUGCAUACCGCGGGUCUAAAAAGUUUGCAGAACUUGCUGCGUGGGAAUUUGUCAAGAAUGAAAAGCCACAGUUUGAUCUAGUCGCACUCUGUCCUCCGAUGGUGUUCGGUCCCGUCGUUCACCCAGUUUCCAGUGUUGAGCAACUGAACGAAUCCAAUGCGGUUCUCUGGAGUGUAGCUGCGGGCAUUGAUCCCAUUCCUGGAAUUAGGGUGCCUGCUUGGAUCGAUGCUCGAGAUCUUGCCGAGGCCCACGUUCAAGCCCUUCUUACUCCAGAGGCUGGCGGCAAGCGAUUUAUCCCUGCAGCUCCUGAGCCCUUCUCAUAUGAAUACGCGGCAGACAUCAUGAAGGAAAAUUUUGACUGGGCCAAGCAAUCGGUGACUACCAACUACAAGGCUGGGGAGAAGCCGCAUGCCUCUUACGGUGUAGAUGGGGAGACAGUUGCUCGAGAGCUUGGUGUGAAGUACCACAGCUUCAGAGACACGGUAGUAGAGUUUGUCAAACAAGUCAAGGAGGAUCUUACUUAG
Messenger RNA from Penicillium daleae, 1026 nucleotides. Its product is annotated as SDR family oxidoreductase. Lineage: Eukaryota; Fungi; Ascomycota; Eurotiomycetes; Eurotiales; Aspergillaceae. Gene Ontology annotation, molecular function: oxidoreductase activity, acting on the CH-OH group of donors, NAD or NADP as acceptor. The coding region runs from base 1 to 1026 and encodes 341 amino acids. The transcript has 3 exons. The record is from RefSeq and is a predicted model, not a curated record.